This is a messenger RNA of Penicilliopsis zonata CBS 506.65, 738 nucleotides long. RefSeq lists its product as hypothetical. The record is from RefSeq and is a predicted model, not a curated record. Gene Ontology annotation, molecular function: protein binding. Lineage: Eukaryota; Fungi; Ascomycota; Eurotiomycetes; Eurotiales; Aspergillaceae. Bases 1 to 738 code for a protein of 245 amino acids. The transcript has 5 exons.
AUGGAAUACGUGCAGGAAGAAGUCGUCGACCGCUGGGGCCCCGGCGGUCGCGACGAAUUCGUCGAAGAAGAAACGGUGUACGACGACGCCGUCCCCCGCUAUGCACCCCCUCCUCCUGCCGGCCCCCCCCUUGACGGCCCUCCUGGCCCGCCCCUGCCUCCGAACUGGUUUGCCCGCUGGGAUGAUCGUGACGGGUGCUGGUUCUACGAGAACGAGAUCACGGGCGAGACGAGCUGGGAUAGACCUCCCCCGCCGCCUGGGUGGGGAUAUGGCGGUGGUCCUCCCCCCCAGGAUGACUAUGUUCGAGAGGAAAUUGUUGAAGAGCGAGUUGAUGAUUAUGGUUAUAGACAGGAGAGUUUAGGUGAGGAGGCGGCUGAAUGGAUGGGCAGAAAGGUCGGAGAGGUUGAAAGAAUCCCCCAGGAUAUCGCGGAUAUCCCUGAAGACGUGGCAGACUGGGCAGGCCGUGAGGUCGGUAAGGUGGAGCGGUUCGAUGAUAAUAUUGACUAUGCCUAUGAUGAGGGCAAGUAUGAAGAGACAGCGAAUAUUGUUAUACUAGUUACUUGGCUGAGAACCCCGCACUCAGCUAAUAGUACUGUGUAUAGAGUACUUAUCACCGAGUCAAGCCACCAGUCAACGGUAGCUAUUAUCCUAAUGUUUGCUUAUGCAGCCAAGUCUUUUGAUACUAUCAAGGUAAGACUGUUGAUCAAGAUUGACAAUGCGAAAAACGGAGUCGAAUAA